Messenger RNA from Aspergillus nidulans FGSC A4, 159 nucleotides. RefSeq lists its product as uncharacterized. Bases 1 to 159 code for a protein of 52 amino acids. NCBI's taxonomy places the organism in Eukaryota, Fungi, Ascomycota, Eurotiomycetes, Eurotiales, Aspergillaceae. The record is from RefSeq and is a predicted model, not a curated record. The transcript is spliced from 3 exons.
AUGAGCCCCAGAAGAUCACUUGGAGAUUAUCGUGCGCAGUGUAGGUAUAAUCGACGUCUUCGACGGUCGAAGGGCGAUGAUGUCCAUGCAUAUGUGAGAGGUGUGACGCGGAGCACUUGUCGACGAGGUCUUCGGAAAGACUGGUGCAAUGAGCCUUAA